AUGGGGAUUGAGGCCACUAAUUCGGUUAAAAAGCUCGGUCUCUUGGUGACACAGAACCGACGGAAACGUGCGGAUGCGGAUACCGAUCAUGCAGCCAGCUCUUGUCGGCUGAAACGUCAUUGCUCGAACCAACUUCAUGAUAGCGAUACCGUGCCACCGGGUCAUUGGAAUGGGGGUGUUUACCAGCAAGAUGUAAGCCCAUCCGAGUCAAGUUCGUCGCCAGAUGAUAGUCAGCGGUUAUCCGUCCACCCCGGCCCAGGCAAUGUCGCUUCUAGUGUUACGCGAGUGCAUACCGACGAUGGGAGUGUUGAAGCUGCAGGCGUUCAGGGUUCAGGGAGUAUAGCUCAAAAGUCGCCAGCGCACCAAGAUCGUCCGCCAAUAUCAACAUUUCAACAAUGUCUUCCCUGCGAACAGCCGUCAGGCUUUGGGUAUGCAAACCAAACCAGAAGACAAAAGGGACAGGAAAAACUGCUUUCCCCACCAGAUGAAGAUGAGAAUCCAUCUACCAAGGAGCUAAAAGCCUUUGAAUCAAGGGACUUCGAGUCAAAGUCAGAUUUAGUGGUUGGUCCUGAAAGGAGGGGCGUUGGGAAACCACCUUCGCCGCUCCUGCCCCAGGAGCAGAGGAAAUGGUCCCCGAGUCGUGGGGAAGUCGCAGCUCAAGCGCAGCCCGAAGCCCAAGUUCAGGAAGGACCAAGCCUAGACCUUGAUACCAUACGAAUCGCCCCUAGCCCAGACUUCCCAGUUACAUCCAACUUCUCUGCACUGAACCAUAAACUUCCCACUGCCGGUUCAUGUUGCAGUAUUGUUCAAGAUUCUCAAAAUGAGGACUCUGAUGAUCAUAUCACAGAUGCCAGCGAGGAUGAUGUUGAUGUCGAGGUCGUCGACGACUUUGGAUGUCGCCAUGACUCCUGCAGCGACAGAGUUAUCAUUCACCUUGCGCAACCUCACUCGGCAAUCAUUCGAGGUCGCUCCCGUAACGAUGAAUACGGCCAUACUGAUAGUGGCGAUGAUAUUGCCGACAAAGAGCUUGGGGAAAACAACCAGGUAGGCGAUGAUGAGUCUACUGUUGAAGUAGUCGACGGACAAGAUGAGGCAGGGGCACCAGGCGCCGAGGCUUCCACAGGGGAACGCACUAAUUUACAUACCCUUUCUCAACUACUAGGCGCAACAAGUCUUGAAGAUCCGAUCCCAGAACGACAUGCGAGAGAUAAUAAUCAUAUAGCCAACGUACCACCUCCCUCCACUUCUCCGCCCGGGCGAACCAUCUCUCCCCCAGGAACUUCUUCAUACUCGGACGUCGAAGCCUCUGACCAAGACCCUUCGUCUUCAGAAACAGGCGCAUCCCAGGAAGACUCUGAUCGCGAUGUCUAUGGUCAUGGUUAUUCCGACGAAGAGAUGGAUGAAGAAGAAGCUGAAUACCUGUCGGAUCUGUCGGAUCUAUACGAAUCUGGCAGUAGCGCCUCUAACCCAACUACCAGCAAGAUACCUACGUCGCCAAAGACCUCGUCCGGAAGACGUCGACUAACGUCACCGGAGCGCGAGCUUGUUCGGCAAACAAGGGAGAUCGGUGCUUGUGUUCGUUGCCGAUUUCAGAAAAUCAAAUGCAUACCCAACCUUAGAAACCCCGAAGGCAAAUGCAAGACGUGCAAAAGAUUCUCCAAAACCUCACCGAAAACGAUCCAUCGAGUUCCCUGUUUGCGACUUCGAAUCACCGAGAUUGUGCUUUAUCGAAGUGGUGGUCUUAAUCUCACACAACGCUGGAAAGGCAUUGAGAUGCGAGACAUCCCAGAACGCGUCGAAAUGUCCUCAAUUACCAUUGAAGUUUCUCAGGAUCUUUGCAAAAAGCCCAUACGCUUGGACGUAGUUCAGUUCAUACCUCAAGACGGCGACGUUACAGCUAGGUACUGGACAGAAUGUCUAAUGGGACAAGCGACGUUGAAGAAAAAGGAAUUGGCAACAUAUUGUCUCAAGAGUAUUUAUGACACAGCUGGAUCUGUCAGACAAUACACCGUGGAAAAUGCGAUCCCCGCGUUUGUACACAUGAUACAAAAGGAAUCGGAGUCGGGGUGUGAAAGCGAGCCAAUCCGCAGGACAUACUAUACGGCAGUCCGACGCUAUGUGGCACUCAGCAGAGACAAGCGAUCCGGCAAUCCGCUGUCGUCGGAAGACAAGAGAGAGGUGGAAAUACUUGGAAACCUCUUCGUUUUGUGGUGUGCCAUUCAACAUACUGUGGGAUCUCUUUACAUACAAGGCGACGAAACACUAGGCAUGAUACCCGAAACCCAAGAUAAAUCCUAUCCACUCUACGGCAAGAUAGCAGCCCCCCGAAUGCUCGUCGCCCAAUUUGAUAACCUCGUAUACAAUGCGGUCCUCGAGACAUACAGAGAGAAACUGCUUCGGGAUCUUGACUGGCUCUUCAGUCAAGACAAGCGUCGUUGGUGGUUUACAAUAUACGCCAUCGUUUUCAUUUUGUUGCGCGAAGUCAGCCGGAUGACUGCAGAUCGAUAUCGACAUGCCAGAGAGAAUUUUGGAACCAUGCCGCGAUAUUCGAUUCCCGCAUUCGUCGAAAACCUCCAUAUAAGCUGCAAUAGCAUCCUCACACUUUGGCAUUAUUACAACUGCGGCGAGUGGCCUAGAAGAACAAGUGAAAAGAAUGCAGCACAUUUUGCGAGCCUUACAUCUGACGACGCAAGUCUCAUAAGGGAGACCCGUAGAGACAAAUGCAUCAAGGAGCAUCUGUCUGUAUGGAAGCAUUACAAGGCCAAUAAUGGCAAGGUAAACGAGUCUACUCUUGGAAAAUACCCUGGAACUGUUCACUACACAGGCAACCAAAACAAGUAUGCGUGGGAUCACCCACUCUACUGGGUGGCGCAGAUGUUCGAGAAGAACUGGUAUCCCCAUGAGACGUAUCAGAGGGAAACUAUACCCGCGAGUCCGUUUCCGGCACCCAUCAGUACGUCUGGUUAG
Molecule: messenger RNA, 2967 nt
Organism: Fusarium coffeatum
Lineage: Eukaryota; Fungi; Ascomycota; Sordariomycetes; Hypocreales; Nectriaceae
Exons: 8
Coding region: 1-2967 (988 amino acids)
Biological process (GO): regulation of DNA-templated transcription
Molecular function (GO): DNA-binding transcription factor activity, RNA polymerase II-specific; zinc ion binding
Source: RefSeq, a predicted model, not a curated record